This is a messenger RNA of Drosophila teissieri, 2218 nucleotides long. It is a transcript of the gene MAN1, whose product is annotated as inner nuclear membrane protein Man1. The record is from RefSeq and is a predicted model, not a curated record. NCBI's taxonomy places the organism in Eukaryota, Metazoa, Arthropoda, Insecta, Diptera, Drosophilidae. Gene Ontology annotation, biological process: negative regulation of BMP signaling pathway; nuclear envelope organization. Gene Ontology annotation, cellular component: nuclear inner membrane. Gene Ontology annotation, molecular function: chromatin DNA binding. Bases 206 to 2158 code for a protein of 650 amino acids. The transcript is spliced from 2 exons.
UCCCACGCCGCACCCUUGACUUAAUAAUUUAGUAUGUGCCGUGCCGUAAAAAUUUGUAAUCAAAAUAUGGUUGUAAGACUGUUGCUUUAACGUCGGUAGUUUAUUUUAUAUUUAUGUAAUUUCGGCCUGUGACAUUGCAAACCCAUGGUGUGGUGCGAAAGUGUUGGACUUUUAUAUAUUAGAGUACUUGUUUAGAGCGAGAAAAAUGUCAACCGAGAGCUUGAACAGUUUGAGCGACAAGGAGCUGCAUAGAAAGCUAAUCCAGAGCGGCUUCCCCAGCACUCCGGUGACGGAAACAACGAGAGCGGUUCUCAUCGAAAAGUUGAGAAAGCACACCCGCGCCGACAAGCUGAAAAAGAGAAGCAACAAGUACGUUCUGUACUCCAAGGAGCAGCAAGAGUCGCCUCCAUUUCCACAGUACCACCAGUACCACGCCCCCCAACCGCCCCAGAACUAUGCCAAUGGCCUUGACAACAAUAACGACUUGGACCUCACCGGAGGCUCCUCAGCUUUCAAUCGCAGCUUCGAUGAGAACGACUCGAGCCCGCUUCAGUUGUCCGCCUCUAAGAUGUACGCCCCACCACCGGUUGUGGCUUCCAAUUACGAUGGGGACUGCUCACCCCACAGCUUGGGGCUCAAUGGCAAAUACCGGCCGCCAUGCUCUAUGCCGUACGCCAUAGACACGUCAAAUAACUAUGGGAAACCGAGCGGAAAAGCUAAGCUAUCCGAUGGAGGCGUGGUAAAUAGACUGCUCAGCUUUCGGGACACCACAAUCCAGCGGAAGUUCAACUAUCCCACUGGCCAGGCGUCGAGAAUCCCGCCUAGGAACGAAAGGCUUACUCGAUUCGCUUUGUCGGACCUUAAAUCCUUCAUCAAGAAUCCGGACAUCAGGCCCUAUGUAAUACCACGAGUGCUGAUUUCGCUGUUCUUAAUAUUUUUGACAAUAAUCACAGUCCUCUAUGUGGGCAAGAGGUUCGAGCAGAGUCCCAUCGAUAAGACCGCUCUGAAGUAUACAUUAUGUAACCCCAACGAUGUGCAAGUGAUCAGCGAAAGGGUGAAUUGCAUAGCAAAAGAUUCGCUAAGGGGUGCGCUGGAUCUGAGCGAGGAGCUUUUUAAGCAUCUAAACGAGCGAGCCAGGCUCCAUCACUGCAAAGAUGACAGUUUGUCGCCUGCUUUGGAAAUGGGAGAGUUUGUAAAGGAAAUGGUCAGCAACCCAAAAACUCACAGGGGAAAUCUGCACAGUAACUUGAUGGCUGCCAAAUAUCUGAUUACCGAGAAUCCGCAGUGGAGCAUCCAAGUGGUCGAUUCAUCAAAGCACGUUGGACAGACCUUGCACUUCGAACUUUCUGAACCCAAUCUGCCGCUCAAAUGCAUUGUGUUGAAGAAAAUAACCCGAUUUUUCACCGUAAUCGGUACGCUUCUCUUGAUAGUCGCUGGAUUUCUCAUCGUAUACAUUGCGGUGGUAAUUUAUCGUGUUAAACAGAAGGAAGCCCUGCUGGCGGUCGACCAGUUCCAAAAGGACAUAAUCAACGAGCUAAUUUACUUAAGCUCCCAGUCCGAGAGUCCCGAGGUUAUCAUAAACCAGCUGCAGGAGAAGUUUCUGCCGGCCAAGAAGCGCUCAAAGCACAUGUCUUCUUGGAACAAGGCGCUCAAGCAGCUGGAGAAAAACGAUAGCCGUGUGCUCUUUGGAAUGGUGAAUCGUGACGGGAAGGCAAUGCGCACAAUUGCGUGGAACAGGAACGUUGACAAAAAGGAUGUCGGCCUGGUUAAGAAGUGGCAGAGUCCCGCCUUCGACAACUCGAACAAGAUAGCCAACCCACCGACUCCCUGCCUCAAGAUUAGGCACAUGUUCGACUCCUCAGAAGUGGAUCAGGCCAACCUGAAGCAGUCCAUCGUUGAGUCGAUCAUCGAGAAGGUUGGGUCGCGCUGCAAGAUCUGCGAUGUCCAGCUGGACGUCCAGUCCUGCUGCGUGUACAUCCGCUGCGCUAGCGAGGAGGACGCCGGCACGAUUCACAACGAGAUCAACGGCUGGUGGUUCGACAAGCGCCUGAUUUCGAUUAAAUUCUUAAGACUGGAACGCUACCUGAGCCGUUUCCCCAAGCCCUCGGCCGAGCCACUUUACUUUCACACCAACGAGGCAGCCAAAACUCACUCAUAAAACACACAACUCUACAUUAGAUACUUAAGUUAUUAAAUGCGAAUUUGUUUUACAUGUACA